CUUUCUUGUUUCCCUGUCACUUUCAUCUAAUUUCAACUUUCAAGCAACCGUCAUUCCCAUCAAUAUUUCUUCGUUCCUCUCCUUUUCAACUCUCCAUGGAAAUACCCGCUCAAUUUUGAUCUUCAAAUCGGAUCUUCGCCCUUUUCCUCGCUUAUGCUUCUCUUCUUUGCAAUUAUCUUGCAACGCCAUUUACAAUGGUAGUCAUUUCAUCAUCAUCAACAUCAUCAUCAUCAUCUUCUUACAAUCGAUUUCUUCAUGAUCUAAGCUGUUUUCGAUCUCGGAAUUCUGGAAGAUUUUCUAGAACUCUAUUAUUUUCUCCUUUGCAUUUCCGUUUCCGUCAGAUGCGGCCUACUAAGAUUUGGAAGCAAGGACACUAUUUGAAGCAUGAGUUGGUUCAAACUAAGUCCAUGGAUGAGGGUUCUCUGGGCAUAUCUUCAUUUGGUGACUGGGGAAACAAUGAAGGGCCUAGUGACUACAUGUUUUUCUCAAGUGAUGGAGAAGAUAGCGACGGUGAGAUUCUGGUGACAUCCAUGAAUGAUGUAGAUAUGCCAAAAAUAAAAAAACAGUUUGUAACUGCGGAAGAUGCUUUAAUGGCUACAGCCUCCAGGCUUGCCUUGCUCGGGAGAAUGCAUAAGAAAAACAGGAUUACACAUGGAUUUGUUUGCAAUGUGGUACUGAUUGCCUUCUUGACAACAUGUAUUGCAUUUAUAGACUGGUGUGCUUGGCGUAUUGUUAGACAGCCCUUUGAUGCUUUUUACUUUAUCUCACCCUUUUUAGCCUCUGCAUUCUUAGUAGCAUGUGCUGGCUACAUAUCUGUUCCAAUACUUAAAAGAUUUAAUACUCGCCAGAAAUUUAGAAGGAAAUGGCCUUACAUGUAUUACUCCGAAAAAGGAACACCUACAAUCGGUGGAGUGUUCUUCAUACCCAUCGGGAUUGCUGUUGCUAAAGUUAUGGGUGGUUCUUCAGCAGAGUUUUCCAGUAUUUUACUAGUGACUCUGGCAUAUGCAUUGGUUGGCCUUCUUGAUGAUGCAAUUGGACUCAUGAAGCCUCACAGUUUUGGAUUAUCAAAAGAGACAAAGCUUUUGUUGGAGGUAGCUGUUGCAGCAUGGUUUUCAUUUCAGCUUUACACCAAAAAUGUAUCAUCACCUUAUGGCAUGAAAAUGGUGAUCCCAGUGCCUGCACCUGUUGGCGUUGUGAAUCUGAGAGGAUACUAUCUUUUGUUGAUUGUAUUUACUUUUGUUUUUAUGGCCAAAGGUUAUAAAUCAAUCGAUGGGAUGGAUGGAUUUGCUGGAGGUACCUCAGCAUUGGCAUUUGUUGCAAUGUCGGUGGCAGUUCUUCCAAUUUGUUCAGGUAUGUUGCAACCAACAGUUCAUAAGACGUGUGCUUUUGUAGUUGUUGAUAGUUAUGUCCUUUCCAGUUGGUAAGAAGUUUGCUAGUAUUCUAAAGUUUAUAUAAUGGCUGAAGCUUAUAUUCUUGCAUUGAGGCAGCCCUUCUCAAUAGAAGAGGGCUUCAAAUUUCUUCAAGGCUUGGUUGGGACAACUAUCUUGUUCCUAUAUUUGUGGCACUUCUUUUUUUAGGGACCUUCUUAUCGAUAAGAAUGUUUGAAAGACUGGUGUAUAUCGCAUUAAAUUUUCUGCGUACUUGGGAUGUAGGAUUCAUGCUGCCAGCACAAAAUCCGUCAAAUGUGGGCAUUGUAAAUACUCUAACAAGAGUUUUAGUUAUAGAUGUAUUUGAUGUUGUCUAUACUUUCCUUACACUUUGCUUUUCUAUGGUGGUCAAAAAGCCUCAAGGUUAAUUGGCUUAGGUAAUUUCCAAGAGUUUCAUCUUGCUUGUAGUCAACAACAUGCUCAGAGUUUCAUCUUGGCUUAGUGCCUUUCCACAUUAAUGUUUCUCCAUUGAUCAAAGUUCAUGGGAAAGAAAGAUAUGUGAUGUAUAUAUACAAUAUCAUGAAAGAUGUGUAUAGGGAGGUCCAAACCGCAACUUGAAUAUUUCCAAUCAUGGUUGGUAACUUGGUAUACAUUAAGGUUUUGGUUUAAGUUUUUUCUGUUUAAGGCGUUCCUAGAUGAAAUAACGAGACCUAUCCAGGGGAAGUUUUAUGAUGCAUACUGUAUGUAUGAUAUUGUAUCAGUUGAUGAAAUUAGAGAUAGGGUUAACAUUGUGCUAUAGAUGUAAAGGUACAUGUUAGAAUCAAAAAGUUUAAACUAAGUCCAAAUAGACAUAAUAAAUGAAAUUACUUUUUGGCAUGAAGGAUCUUAGCAGAGUUGUUAUAAAGUUAGAUAGAAAGGUACUCUUAAUAAGUGAGUGUUUCGAAAACCUUGACUCAAAUUUUCACGAAUUAUUGAUCCAGAUGUAGACCAAGGAUUUGUGGCUCAAAUACAGAGUUGCUAUCGGAAUACUAUUCAACCAAGGUGUGUCCUAAAAUUUAAGGAAAAAUUCUACCACAUUGUCCUUAGACCAAAACUAAUACAUGGAUUAGAAUGUUGGGUUUUGAUAAUAGAUUAUUGUAGGAAGAUGUGGGUACACGAAAUGCGUAUGUUAAGAAGAAUGAGUACACAUAAUACAAAAGAUAGAAUUCAAAAUAAAGACAUAACAAAGAGUGUUGGAAUCACAAAUCUUGACAAAAAAAUGGAACAAAACGUUCAUUUUGGUUUGCUCGUGUGUAAAAAAGACUAAAAUAAAAGUGGAAGAUUGAAAAUUUGGAGUGCUUAAAGAAGGAAGAGAUAUACUGAAGAAGACGAGGAUAAUGUGAAUGAAGAAUGACAUGAAAAAUUGGUAUUUGCAUGAGCAUAUGUGAUGAUGAGAGGUGGAAAUAGAGGAAGAGAAUAUAUGUGGAUUAUCGUGAGAAUUGGUUUUUGUAGUUGUAGAAUGUAGUUUAGUGCUACAUAGGAUUGAAUAAAGUAUAUUCUUUUGUAUCGAUCAUGUAGUCUACUCCAUAAAUGGGAUUAAGGCUUUGUCUUUGUUGGCUUGUUGCUGUUUUUCUCAUCUCAUUAGGGGUUAAGUUUAGUUAUUUCACCAUGUUCAAGGAACUAUUUAGGUGUAAAGCUUUGAAUCUUUGAUAUUCCCUCCUAUUUAGAUCAAAUAUCCCAUUUGCUUUUUGGCACUAUUCACAAAUCACUCUAGUUUGUAUUUUAUUCUCAAUCUAUAAAUUAAAAAACAGUCUAGUGGUAUCUUGUAUGAUUCAUUUCAAUGUAAAUUAUAUUAACAUUAAAGUUUUAUAUUUGUUAACGAAGCACAAUAAGAGAUAUUUAGGAUUGAAAGUGUAUCGGAAAAUGUGCAAAACCAAAUGGCACAUAUGAUUAGGAUAGGAGGGAGUAAUAUUUUUACUCUUUUGUUCCUCGCUUAACACUGAUGGCUCUAUCCAGAACCCUGAAACUUACCUCUAUUUUUCUGCCAAGUCCAUGAUAUGUCUACUUUAUACGAGCUGUGUAAUGAACUGUCAUAGCCAUGGAUGGUUUAGAAUAACUAAUUGGCAGAAUUAAUAGUGAAGUACAUAAACAAUGAUAGAAAAAUGUGUGUGAACUGAUGAACUUGAAUGUAUAACCAAGAAUGUUGAUGAAUGAAUGUGUAAAUGAAUGUAAUGUAAAUCGUAUGAUGAAUUGUAACCUAGAAAGAUUACAAUGAUAGUACAUACUUUUGAGAGGCUUGUGGCUCUACAAUAUGAGUCAAGAACUCAUUACAAAUCUAUUAUAAAUGAAUGAAUCCUUAUUUCCUACCUUUCCUAUUUAUGAUACUUUAUUAUUCCUUAAACUAACUACUUAUAACAAUUUGUUUGGUAAUUCCUAUGUUACCCCUCCUAAGCCAUUCAUUACAGUCUGAGCUUGUCCCUUAUCAUUAACUAACCAUCCUGAGUUGCUGUCUGUUUUUCCUUCGUGAAAGCUUUGGACCCGUUGAUACAUAAACUAACUAGCUGCAUGUGAUACUAUAGCACAUUAUUAAUUCUUAUCCUGAACUUUUACUUGUAAGUAGAUGUUUCCGUUUUUGGAACGUCGAUGGCAGGUGCUUGUGUUGGUUUUCUCCUGCACAACCGCUAUAAAUCAUCUGUAGCUAUGGGUAACACUGGUUCGUUGGCGUUGGGUGGAGCCCUUGCUGCAAUGGCUUCAUGUAGUGGC
Molecule: messenger RNA, 4109 nt
Organism: Amaranthus tricolor (Joseph's coat)
Lineage: Eukaryota; Viridiplantae; Streptophyta; Magnoliopsida; Caryophyllales; Amaranthaceae
Product: phospho-N-acetylmuramoyl-pentapeptide-transferase homolog
Exons: 7
Coding region: 195-1424 (409 amino acids)
Biological process (GO): cell wall macromolecule biosynthetic process; cell wall organization
Cellular component (GO): membrane
Molecular function (GO): phosphotransferase activity, for other substituted phosphate groups
Source: RefSeq, a predicted model, not a curated record